Heterobilharzia americana is the source of this 1233-nucleotide messenger RNA. The record is from the annotation of a GenBank genome assembly. Lineage: Eukaryota; Metazoa; Platyhelminthes; Trematoda; Strigeidida; Schistosomatidae.
GUCCAGUCUGUUAUUUUUCAAACAGCAGAAAGGAAGAGAAACUACUCAGUGGAUUAAAGUACUUUCGAUUAUGAUUGGAUGGAUAUAAUAAAGGUUUUGAGCAGUUUAGAUGUGAGUAUGCAAGCUUAGAAAGAAGUUAAGUAAAAUUAUGUAUCUAAACUUUCUGAAGGCUCAACAAAGUCACUGACAGCUUAUUUCUUGAACUAGUUCAAUUACUUCCAGAAACAUUGCUCAGUAUACGAAACUCUGACUAAGCUAGUAAGUUUGUUAACAGCUUAGAGAAAUCUGAUUUCUGUUCAUAUUACCAACUUGUGCAAACUACGUGAUACUCAGACAUGGUUUACGUAUUUCACAUUCCAGAAAAAAAAUGUGCUGAAAAGGAAGUAUUGAUAAAAUCCCGUAAACGGUUAUAAGUUAGCAUGCCAAGCAUCUCAACAACAAAUGCAAUCGAAAAUUGGAUAUUAUUUCAAUGAUGGAAAACGAAAAAUUGAUUAUGUUUUGGUUUGGGAUGAACCAAUCAAUGAAGGUACAACUAGUAAAGUGAAAAAGAUCAACACCACUUAUCGAAAAACAUUUGAAGAUAACCUACAAAAAACUGGUGUUCAGAUUGAGAAAGAGGAUGUUAGAAGCUCAACUUUGGAAACACAUUAUUUAAAGUUACAUAUUCCUUGGGAUCUAAUGUGUCAUCAUGCUGAAUGUUUAAAUCUUCGGGCUCCUCUUGAAGUACUGCAUACCAAGGCCAAAAAUUGGUCGGACAUUAUACUGAAAACACUUAGAAUCCCGAAUAUGAUGGCACAGAAGGUUCCAAAUCCUCCACCAGAUUACUACACUUGUCCAUUUAAGAAAAGCAAAUUAGACCGAUUUUUUGGUCAUGAAAAUCAAGAAUCAUAUUUCAGUCCUACACAAAGACAUCAAGUAGCUUACGAUAUUCUAGCAACUCAAGCUUAUGGUAGUCGUGAAAGAGCACAAAUUGGAAUUGAUCGACUAUUACAAGAAGAGGUUUAUAGUGCUGCGUAUGCUAUUCAUGAGGGCCCAUAUGAGGUAGAUGAAGAAGAUUUAAAACAUCCUGAGAAAAUGAAUCCACGUCAAAUUUUAUAUUGGUAUUGGGCAAGAUGGGGUUGUUGGUAUCGAUAUCAACCGUUAGAUCAUAUUAGAAGUUAUUAUGGUGAAAAAUUGGUUUCUAUUUCGCCUGGCUUGGUCUCUAUACAGCUUGGUUACUUCCAGCUGCUUUAG